UACCAUUCGGUCCCACCCACUACUCGAAUCACUCGCACUCCCAGCUGGAUGUCAUGAUAGUGGAUUCUAGUAAUAAAAUUGAAAGCUUUUCCAAAUCCUCUGUACCUUUUGCUGCUGGCCAUUGUCGUAUCACUGCCUGCUAUCGAUUCGAUAACCUUAACCUGACACCGCAAACUAUCACAUUCCGUAACUUUGCAAAUUGUGACCAUACUUCUCUAACCAACGACCUCGCAUCUCAACUAAAUCUCAGGCUUCCUAAUGGUCAAAUGUCUUGCGAUAACCCUUCCCUGCCUGACCUUCUUCCGAGCGAUCUUAUUAGUGAACUUACUGUAUUUUAUCAGUGUAUUAAGGAUGUUCUCGAUGUUCACGCACCAUUAGUUACUAAGCGUAUUAAGAGACGUUCUAUUCCUUGGAUUUCAUCGGAACUGCGAGAAAGAAUCAAAGACCGUGAUAAAGUGUUCAUCCGUGCGAAGCGGACACGAAAUCCAUCGUUCUUAGAUCAGUAUAGGAACCUGCGUCGUUCAAUUAAACUAGAUAUUAAGUCAGCGAAAAAUCGAUAUCUAAAUGAUCUAUUACUCCAGCAAUCGAGUCCUACCAAACUAUGGUCAUGCUUGCGUAAAUGUGGUCUUGCAGGCGGAGCAUCACAAUCUGCCCUUAGUCACUUCUCACCUUCUACUCUAAAUCAGCACUACGUGGCCAUCUCAUCAUCUCAUCCUCCUUGUGACCAGGCAGCGCUACACUCUAUUCUAUCAAGAUCUAUCCCUAGCCACCACCAAUCGUUUAUCUUCUCUCCUAUCAGUCAUCUGGAUGUCCUUAAUUGUCUUAAUGCCAUAUUGAACAAAUCGCGUGGUCUUAGUCCCGAUCAUCUUCCUCUUUCGCACAUUAAGCAUCAAUUCUCAGUUAUUGCUCCUUAUUUAUCAACUUUUUUUAAUUAUUCUUUAUCUCUUGGUGUUUUUCCAUCUAUUUGGAAGUCACUAUACAUUAUUCCACUUAAUAAAGUUACUAGUCCCUCAAAUCCAUCUGAUACACGUCCAAUAGCAAAUCCACCACAUUUGUCAAAAGUUAUUGAUUCCUUACUUGCACGUCAAAUUGUUGCAUUUCUUGAAAAUAAUGAGUUAUUACACCCCAAACAAUGUGGGUUCCGCAGAUAUCAUAGCACCCAGACAGCACUUCUAUACCUUCUUGAUGACAUCCGCCUCGGUAUCGACAAGGGUUAUGUCACCAUACUUGUGUUAUUUGAUUUUUCGAAAGCCUUCGAUACACUGAAUCAUUCAACUAUAUUAUCAUGUCUGCGUGACAUAGGAUUUCAGGACUCUGCGUUGAGUUGGAUGCACUCAUUCCUAUCAGAGCGCACUCAGUCUAUAAUUGGACUAGAUGGCCAACCGUCUGAACCUGAACUCACUACAUCUGGCGUCCCACAAGGCACUAGCUUAGGUCCCAUCCUUUUCAUAAUAGUUAUUAAUACCCUUUUCUCCAGGCUCCAGUUCUGUCGUGACACCACCAUCAUCUUCGCUGAUGAUACCCAAUUAUACUUAUGA
This is a messenger RNA of Trachymyrmex septentrionalis, 1538 nucleotides long. RefSeq lists its product as uncharacterized. The transcript has a single exon. The annotation marks the transcript as partial. The record is from RefSeq and is a predicted model, not a curated record. NCBI's taxonomy places the organism in Eukaryota, Metazoa, Arthropoda, Insecta, Hymenoptera, Formicidae.